This is a messenger RNA of Carassius auratus (goldfish), 1508 nucleotides long. Its product is annotated as fructose-1,6-bisphosphatase 1-like. Bases 86 to 1099 code for a protein of 337 amino acids. The transcript has 7 exons. Lineage: Eukaryota; Metazoa; Chordata; Actinopteri; Cypriniformes; Cyprinidae. Gene Ontology annotation, cellular component: cytosol; cytoplasm. Gene Ontology annotation, biological process: fructose 1,6-bisphosphate metabolic process; fructose 6-phosphate metabolic process; fructose metabolic process. Gene Ontology annotation, molecular function: fructose 1,6-bisphosphate 1-phosphatase activity. The record is from RefSeq and is a predicted model, not a curated record.
UCUACACUUAGUUCUAAUAAAUCUGUUCUGACAGGAAUCCAAGCAGGAACUCCAAGGAGGUUUCACACAUUAGCAGUCAGUCAUCAUGUCAGACAGAGGUGCAUUUGAUACCAACGUGGUGACCCUCACCAGGUUUGUUUUGGAAGAGGGCAGAAAAGCCAAAGGAACGGGAGAGCUUACAACCCUUCUCAACUCCAUGUGCACGGCCAUCAAAGCCAUUUCCACUGCUGUCAGAAAAGCCGGCAUUGCCAAUCUCUAUGGAAUUGCUGGGAGCACAAAUGUUACAGGUGACCAGGUUAAAAAGUUGGACGUCCUGUCCAAUGAUCUUGUUAUAAACAUGAUUAAAGCCUCCUUCACAUCCUGUGUUCUGGUGUCUGAAGAAAAUGAACGUGCCAUCAUUGUAGAACCAGAGAAAAGGGGCAAAUACGUGGUUUGCUUUGACCCUCUGGAUGGCUCUUCAAACAUUGACUGCUUAGCUUCUAUUGGAACCAUUUUUGCAAUCUACAGAAAUGAAACUGAUGAUGAACCCUCAGAGAAAGAUGCCUUGCGGAGCGGCAGAAACAUUGUGGCAGCAGGGUACGCUCUUUAUGGCAGUGCCACCAUGCUGGUUCUCUCCACAGGCCAAGGAGUCAACUGCUUCAUGCUUGAUCCUGCCAUUGGUGAGUUUAUACUUGUAGACCAGGAUGUGAAGAUUAAGAAGAAGGGGAAGAUCUACAGUCUGAAUGAAGGCUAUGCAGCACAUUUUUACCCAGAUGUCACAGAAUAUCUGCAAAAGAAGAAAUUCCCAGAGGAUGGAAGUUCACCCUAUGGAGGGCGCUAUGUGGGCUCCAUGGUAGCUGAUGUGCACAGGACUCUGGUCUAUGGUGGAAUUUUCCUGUAUCCUGCUAAUAUCAAGAGCCCCAAGGGCAAGCUGAGGCUGUUGUAUGAGUGCAACCCCAUGGCCUUCAUAAUGGAGCAGGCUGGCGGUAUGGCAACAACAGGAGCCAUGAAUGUCCUAGACAUCAAACCUGACUCAAUCCACCAGAGGGUUCCUGUAGUGCUGGGCUCCCCUGAUGAUGUACAGGAGUAUAUCUCCAUCUUUAAGAAACACUCUAAAUGAGAUGCAACCAGAUGAGCAAUUUUAACCAUCUACUAUAACCACAAACCAUCCCACUGAACCUCAAAAAAAAAAAAAAAAAAAUUAGCGAUAAGGGCAAGGACGAGACAAGAAGCAUCCAUUAUCUUUAUAGGAUAAAAGAAGUUUCCACGUUAAGUUUCAUUUUUACAAAUGUUUUUUGUACUCUUGUAACGCAAUUCAUAAUAUAAAGAUAUUAUAAAUAUAUAAUCCACUGUCAUAAACCUUACAGUUUCUAAUAUUAAGCCCCAUAAACACGUCUGUUCACAAUGAAAAUAAAAACAUUGCAUGUAAGAAUGGUGUUUUGGUUGUUUUGCUUUAAUGCAAAGCACUGUGGGUAACCUUCAGGGUUCUUUUAGUAGUGCUAUAUAAAUAAACAAACCAUCCCAAACCA